UUGGCAAGGAAAAUGACAUCGAUUAUCAAGUUGACUACGCUUUCAGGGGUGCAGGAGGAAUCUGCUCUUUGCUAUCUGUUGCAAGUAGAUGAAUUUCGUUUUCUUUUGGACUGUGGCUGGGAUGAAAACUUUUCUAUGGACAUUAUUGAUUCUCUGAGGAAACAUGUACACCAGGUUGAUGCUGUCCUUCUUUCUCAUCCUGACCCUCUACACCUUGGUGCUCUUCCUUAUGCAGUUGGAAAAAUGGGAUUGAAUUGUGCCAUUUAUGCAACUAUUCCUGUAUAUAAAAUGGGACAGAUGUUUAUGUAUGAUCUCUUCCAGUCCCGCCAUAAUACUGAAGAUUUCACUCUCUUUACCUUGGAUGAUGUAGAUGCAGCCUUUGAUAAGAUACAGCAGCUGAAGUUUUCUCAGAUUGUGAACUUGAAAGGCAAAGGACAUGGUUUGUCAAUCACCCCAUUGCCAGCUGGCCACAUGAUAGGAGGCACAAUUUGGAAGAUUGUCAAGGAUGGAGAAGAAGAAAUUGUUUAUGCAGUUGAUUUCAACCACAAGAGGGAGAUCCACCUCAAUGGAUGCUCCUUGGAAAUGUUGAGCAGGCCUUCGUUGCUUAUUACAGAUUCAUUUAAUGCUACUUAUGUACAACCCAGGAGGAAACAAAGGGAUGAACAGUUACUGACUAAUGUUUUGGAGACACUACGAGGUGAUGGAAAUGUGUUAAUAGCUGUGGAUACAGCCGGCAGAGUUCUGGAACUUGCUCAACUUCUUGAUCAGAUCUGGAGAACGAAGGAUGCAGGCUUAGGAGUCUACUCUCUAGCACUUUUAAAUAACGUCAGCUACAAUGUAGUGGAGUUCUCUAAAUCACAGGUUGAAUGGAUGAGUGACAAGUUGAUGAGAUGCUUUGAAGACAAGAGAAACAAUCCUUUUCAGUUCCGCCAUCUCUCCUUAUGUCAUAGCCUGUCUGAUCUGGCUCGAGUGCCUAGUCCAAAAGUUGUCCUUGCCAGUCAACCUGACUUAGAGUGUGGUUUUUCUAGAGAUCUUUUCAUUCAGUGGUGCCAGGAUUCCAAAAACUCUGUAAUUUUAACUUAUCGCACUACACCCGGAACAUUGGCACGAUUCCUGAUUGAUAAUCCUUCUGAAAAAGUUAUAGAUAUUGAGUUGAGAAAACGUGUGAAGUUGGAAGGAAAAGAACUCGAAGAAUACUUAGAAAAGGAGAAACUAAAGAAAGAAGCAGCUAAGAAGUUAGAACAAUCCAAAGAGGCAGAUAUUGAUUCCAGUGAUGAGAGUGAUGCUGAAGAGGAUAUUGAUCAGCCAACUGUACAUAAGACCAAACAUGAUCUGAUGAUGAAAGGUGAAGGUAGCCGGAAAGGAAGCUUCUUCAAACAGGCAAAGAAAUCUUAUCCGAUGUUUCCAGCCCCUGAAGAAAGAAUUAAAUGGGAUGAAUAUGGCGAGAUUAUCAAACCUGAGGAUUUUCUAGUUCCAGAACUUCAAGCAACAGAAGAAGAAAAAAGCAAAUUAGAAUCUGGUUUGACAAAUGGAGAAGAGCCUAUGGACCAGGAUUUAUCAGAUGUUCCUACCAAAUGUAUUUCUGCAACAGAAUCCAUGGAAAUUAAAGCCAGAGUUACAUACAUCGACUAUGAAGGACGCUCAGAUGGGGACUCAAUUAAAAAAAUCAUCAACCAAAUGAAGCCAAGGCAGCUGAUCAUUGUCCAUGGGCCACCUGAGGCAAGUCAGGACCUUGCAGAAUGUUGCAGAGCUUUUGGUGGAAAAGAUAUUAAGGUUUACAUGCCAAAACUGCAUGAAACUAUAGAUGCAACCAGUGAAACUCACAUUUAUCAGGUCAGGUUAAAAGAUUCUCUUGUCAGCUCCCUUCAGUUCUGUAAAGCCAAGGAUGCUGAGCUGGCUUGGAUAGAUGGUGUUCUGGACAUGCGGGUUUCAAAAGUGGAUACUGGAGUUAUUUUGGAAGAGGGAGAGCUAAGGGAAGAUGAAGACUUAGAGAUGCAAGUGGAUGUGCCUUCAUCAGACUCUAGUGUUGUUGCACAACAGAAGGCCAUGAAAAGCCUAUUCGGUGAUGAUGACAAGGAGAUGUGUGAGGAGAGUGAGAUCAUUCCUACUUUAGAACCUCUGCCACCUCAUGAGGUUCUUGGACAUCAGUCUGUGUUUAUGAAUGAGCCAAGGCUAUCUGACUUCAAGCAAGUUCUCUUGCGAGAAGGUAUACAAGCUGAGUUUGUAGGAGGAGUGCUUGUGUGCAACAAUCUGGUGGCUGUUCGCCGGACUGAAACAGGGCGCAUUGGAUUGGAAGGCUGUCUCUGCCCGGACUUCUAUAGGAUAAGAGACCUUUUAUAUGAGCAAUAUGCUAUUGUCUGAGGAAAGUGCUGUAAAGAUAUUUUUACUUGGAACUUUUGAAGACAGUGGGGAUUUCUCCCAAUUUUGACUUUUUGUAGUUUUCUAAUUUAUGCAGGGGAAACUUACUUCAUAAAGAACAACUAACUACCCUGAACAUGUAAAUAUCUGCUACUGUUCUUUAUAGAUCUGUUGGUACAUUCCAUGUUGUCAACUUCAAAACUGUUAUGACUUGCCAUCUCCCACAUAACACAUUAAAUGAGUUUAUCACUAGGAACCCUUCUCUGAAGAAAGGUUCACUAUGUCAGGACAUACUUGGGUUUCAUAGAUUCCCUGCCAGAAAGUACAAAAUACAAUUUUUAUAGUAAUUUUUCUGUUCCAAAAUAAGA
This is a messenger RNA of Indicator indicator, 2726 nucleotides long. It is a transcript of the gene CPSF2, whose product is annotated as cleavage and polyadenylation specific factor 2. The coding region runs from base 13 to 2361 and encodes 782 amino acids. Gene Ontology annotation, cellular component: mRNA cleavage and polyadenylation specificity factor complex. Gene Ontology annotation, biological process: mRNA 3'-end processing by stem-loop binding and cleavage. Lineage: Eukaryota; Metazoa; Chordata; Aves; Piciformes; Indicatoridae. The transcript is spliced from 14 exons. Gene Ontology annotation, molecular function: RNA binding. The record is from RefSeq and is a predicted model, not a curated record.